ACCAAAUUAGAAACCCGUCUUCACUAUUAAGCCCAAAACCCAAUAUUUGUUCAUUUGUGAGUCUGUGUUGUGAGAAACAGAACAAUACGCAGCACACAACACACAACACACAACAUCAGCAAGCAUACAUCAGCGCCACCCAGAGCUCCGGUGCGCUGCUGGCCGCCCCCUGCUUCGCCUUCAUUAGUUCAGCCUCCAUUUUCAUCUCUCAAGCCCUCAACAUUCAUUUAAUUUGGUUAAGGGGAUGGCAUAUCCAUAGUUUAAAGAGUACAAGGGGCUAAUCAAUCAGCCAUCGGAGACACCGUUGCAGCUCCGGUUAAACCUUUGAGCUUUCAGUUCCGACUGUCACUCACUUAUGUUGUUGCCGGAGACUGUUUAUUUCCGGUGAUCAAUUUCCGCCACCGUAGAGAUCUGUCAUGUGUGCUAGGGUUUCACUUAGCAAGCUCUUGGUGCCAUCCAUACGGAAGUCAUACUCAACUGGAUUGGUAAGAAACAAGAGUUCUACAUAUAAUUCAAGAAAAGAAAUACCAAAGGAAUGGAGAAAUCCUGCAGCAUUAUAUGGUUAUCCUGUGAAUCCAAUUGUAGGAUCGGUGCAGAAGCAAAUAGUGAAUGCACUUCACCUGGGUGAAAGAGAAAGGGCUUCUGCUCUGUUGUCCAAUAUUAGCCACGGCAAGCAUGUGUUGUUAGCUAACCAUUUUGUCGAAAUUCUUAAAUACUGUGCGUUGACACCUGAUCCAUUGUUUGUCUUGGAGAUUUGGAAAACUAUGGAGGAAAAAGGAAUUGACCUGAACAAUAGAUGUCACACUCUUAUGAUUCGAGCUCUCUGCAAAGCUGGCUACUUAGAGGAGGCAUUUAACUUGAUGAGUAAUUGUACGGAAACUUCGUAUCUUUAUCCGACUCUGCAAAAAUAUAACAUCCUUCUAGGAGCUUCUACCGGAAUGAACAGUGUUAUUCAUGUCAGUAGAUGCUUAGACCUAAUGGAGAAUGGCAUGUUGGGGAAGGAUGAAAUUACGUACAUCGAACUUCUCAAGCUUGCAGUUUUGCAGAAAAAUCUGUCAGCGGUCCAUAGCAUCUGGAACGAGUACGCCAGAUAUUACAGUUUCAACCUUAUUUCUCUAAGAAAAUUCAUUUGGUCCUUUACAAGAUUAAAAGAUUUAACAACCGCGUGUGAAGCUUUACAACAUCUAGUGGCUUUAGUUUUCCGAGGAGAUUCAACUAUCAAAAUAAGCGCUGAAGAAAAAAUGGUUAUUCCAAAAUUGGACGUACCGAUACCUUUCUACUGUAAUCAGGAUAAUAAUAAUACGGGCAGUCCAAAAGUUGUCAGAUUUGACUCGAAUGAAGUCAAAAGCGUUGGAACGGUGCUGGAAUACCCGAAAAGUGUUCUUGUUACGAAGAUCUUGAGGUUGUCCUUUACUGAUGUUAUUCGUGCUUGUGUGCCGCCGAAAAACGAUGAGCUGGCAGAACAGUUAUUCUCUCUGAUGCAAAAGCUUGGCAUCGAACCGUCACGCAGUGCAUACGAUGGCCUCAUUCGAGUGCUUAUUAAAGAGAGAGGUUUCCAUGAUGGCAUAGAAAUGCUAAAUUUGAUGAAACAAAAGAAUUUGAAGCCACAUGAUUCAACUUUUGCAGCUAUAUCAAUAGGUUGCAGUGAAAGCUUGGAAUUGGAUUUGGCCGAGGCAUUUUUGGAUCAGAUGGCGGAAUAUAAAAAUGCGUAUCCGUACAAUAAGCUACUAGAAGCGUGUGACACAUUGGAUCAACCUGAACGUGGAGUUCAUGUAUUUGGUAAAAUGAAGCAGUUGAAAGUGGCCCCAAAUAUCAAAACAUACGAGUUGCUGUUUUCAUUGUUUGGCAACGUGAAUGCUCCGUACGAAAAUGGAAAUAUUUUGUCACAAGCAGAAGCUACUAGAAGGAUAAAUGCAAUAGAGGAUGAUAUGGUCAGAAAUGACAUUCAACACAGUUAUGUGUCAUUAAGGAACUUGCUAAGGGCACUUGGAUCAGAGGGGAUGAUAAGUGGGCUCUUGCACUACUUACGUGUGGCAGAAAACCAAUUUACUCCGGGAACUCCAAUUUACAACAUAGUCUUGCAUUCACUUAUUGAGGCUAACGAGGAUCAAACGGCGAUAAAUGUAUUUAGAACUUUGAUGUCACAUGGCUAUCGUCCGAACGACGUGACAUGUAACAUCAUGAUUGACUGCUGCAGUAUUAGUAGGUCAUUCAAAUCCGCUCAGGGUUUGACCGCCAUGAUGAUUCGUUAUGGAUAUCCACCACAGGCGCAAACUUAUACGUCUCUUGUAAAGCUUGUGUUGGCAUCGGAAGAUUUUGAUGAAGCGUUGAAUCUUUUAAACCAAGCUUGCUCGGACGGAAUCCAACUUGAUGCAGUGUUGUUCAACACAAUUAUUAAUGUCGCAUCGCAAAAGGAUAGGAUAGACAUUAUCGAAUAUGUGAUGGACCGUAUGCACAAAGAGGGGGUCCCACCGGAUCCUGCAACAUGCGGUCAUGUGUUCACAACAUACGUGAAUCAAGGUUUCUACAAUACAGCCAUGGAAGCAUUGCAAGUUAUGAGCAUACACAUGCUAUCCGAAGAAGAUAUUAACAAAAAUAAAACGGUUUUUGAGGAGCUUAUUUACGCGGAAGAUUCAGAAGCCGAAUCAAGAGCUUUAGACCUGUUCAAAGAUUCCAAAGAGAAUGUUGCUGUAGCCCUUUUGAACUUAAGAUGGUGUGCGAUGGUUGGGAACCCGAUUUCGUGGUUAACCGAUCAGAGCCAGUGGGUCAAGCGGCUCUCGGCUACAAACAGUUUUAGAUAAAAUGGCAACUGGUGAGCCGAUUUUCAAAGUGAUAUGAUUGUACCAAUAAGAUUUUGUAGUCUGUCCACAUCAGAAGUGGUGAGAAUAGUUUAUAUGAAGGGGCAAGCAAUAAUGUAAUUUAUUAUUUGAUUAUCUAACUUGGGUAUCAUUGUGGUUUAGCUAGCAUGCAUGAGUACUAGAUCAUCUGAGGUUUCUUAUUUAUGCAUACACUUCAGUUUGGGCUCAGAUAAAAAAAGAAUAUGGGUUUGUUGAGGGCCACCGUACCUCAAAGCUAAAAGUAUGGGUUACGAAGAAUGUAUUAACUUUA
Messenger RNA from Helianthus annuus (common sunflower), 3108 nucleotides. RefSeq names its product pentatricopeptide repeat-containing protein At1g76280. Bases 417 to 2801 code for a protein of 794 amino acids. The transcript has 15 exons. Gene Ontology annotation, molecular function: protein binding. The record is from RefSeq and is a predicted model, not a curated record. NCBI's taxonomy places the organism in Eukaryota, Viridiplantae, Streptophyta, Magnoliopsida, Asterales, Asteraceae.